This is a messenger RNA of Panonychus citri (citrus red mite), 1988 nucleotides long. It is a transcript of the gene Pgd, whose product is annotated as 6-phosphogluconate dehydrogenase, decarboxylating-like. The record is from RefSeq and is a predicted model, not a curated record. The transcript has 7 exons. Gene Ontology annotation, molecular function: NADP binding; phosphogluconate dehydrogenase (decarboxylating) activity. Gene Ontology annotation, biological process: pentose-phosphate shunt, oxidative branch; pentose-phosphate shunt. Lineage: Eukaryota; Metazoa; Arthropoda; Arachnida; Trombidiformes; Tetranychidae. Gene Ontology annotation, cellular component: cytosol. Bases 302 to 1753 code for a protein of 483 amino acids.
UCCUUCUCUCACUCACUCUCUCCUUUUUUUUCUACAAUUAAACAACUGAUCAACUUGAUUUUAUUCAUUUAACUAAUUGUCAACAACUACACAACAUUUUCUCUCAUUUUACCCUUUACAUUUUAAAUUGUUGUUGUUGGUUUUUUCUUUCAUUUUAUUGGGUAGACUUUUUUAAUUUCUCUUUUUUUCGAAGGAUAAUUAAUAAAUUCUAUAUUCUUGUUACUCUCUAAUUGUCAUCUUAUACUUUCCAUCAUCUGUUGAUUUUUGUUUGACGCUUUUAAAUACACUCAGAGAAUAGAAAAUGCCUGAAAAAGCUGAUAUUGCUCUUAUUGGUUUGGCUGUUAUGGGUCAAAAUCUUGUUCUUAAUAUGAACGAUCAUGGGUUUACGGUAUGUGUUUACAAUCGUACUGUUGAAAAGGUAACCCGGUUUUUGGAGAACGAAGCUAAAGGAACCAAAAUAGUUGGAGCUAAAUCACUUGAAGACAUGGUUGCCAAAUUAAAGAAACCCAGGCGAAUUAUGCUUCUAGUUAAAGCUGGAUCUGCCGUUGACGAUUUUAUCAAACAAUUACUUCCUUUCCUAGAGAAAGGUGAUAUUAUUAUUGACGGUGGUAAUUCCGAGUAUCAAGAUACCCAAAGAAGAUGCGAUGAACUUAAAGCCAAGGGUUUACUUUUCAUUGGAACCGGUGUCUCAGGGGGAGAGGAAGGUGCUCGGUUUGGUCCAUCUCUUAUGCCUGGAGGACAUAUUGAAGCUUGGCCUCACGUUAAAGACAUUUUCCAAAGCAUCUCUGCCAAAGUUGGUUCAGAACCUUGUUGUGAUUGGGUUGGUGACAAUGGUGCUGGACAUUUCGUUAAAAUGGUUCACAAUGGUAUCGAGUAUGGAGACAUGCAACUUAUUUGUGAAGCUUAUCACCUAAUGAAAGAUGGUCUUGGUUUAAGUUGUGAUGAGAUGGGAAAAGUUUUAGAUGAAUGGAAUAAGGGUGAACUUGACUCUUUCCUUAUUGAAAUUACAGCGGAAAUAAUGAAAUACAAAGAUACCGAUGGUAAACCCUUGGUAGAUAAAAUUCGUGAUUCAGCUGGACAAAAGGGAACCGGUAAAUGGACAGCCAUCUCAGCGCUAGAAUAUGGUGUACCUGUUACUCUAAUCGGUGAAUCGGUUUUCGCUCGGUGUUUAUCUUCAUUAAAAGACGAAAGAGUCAAAGCAAGUUCUGUACUCAAAGGACCUUCAGAAACUCAUUAUAAAGGAGAUAAAAAACAAUUUAUUGAGCAUAUACGAAAGGCUCUCUAUGCAUCCAAGAUAAUCUCAUACACUCAAGGAUUUAUGUUACUUCGUGAAGCUGCUCGUGAGUUGAAAUGGAAACUCAACUAUGGAGCUAUCGCUCUCAUGUGGAGAGGUGGUUGUAUCAUUCGAAGUGUUUUCCUUGGUAAUAUCAAAUCAGCCUUCGAAAAGGAUCCAUCUCUUACUAAUCUUCUUAUGGAUCCAUUUUUCCGAGAUGCAAUUCACACAUGUCAACAAUCAUGGAGAUAUGUUGUUUCUCAGGCCGUUCUUCUUGGUAUUCCAACUCCCGCUUUUAGCACUGCUCUUGCUUUCUAUGAUGGUUAUCGAGCAGAAAAACUGCCCGCUAACUUGAUUCAGGCUCAACGAGACUUUUUCGGCGCUCACACCUAUGAACUAUUGAACAAACCCGGUCAAUAUAUUCAUACAAAUUGGACUGGACGUGGAGGAUCAGUUGCAUCAACCACUUAUACUGCAUGAUGAUCGUUAACAGUUUGGGAAUAAUAAAUUUAUAAAUUGUUUUGUUUUUGUUAAUUGCUACUUAUUAAUAUAAUUGUUACAGUUUAUGAAUUUCAGUUCAAAAUAAUAUCAUAAAAGAUACUGUUGAAUAUCAAAUUUCUCUAGAUCAAAACUAUUCUUUCAAUAGAUUGUUUUAAUUUAACUUUAUCUCAAUAAAUAAAUCCUGAUUCAAUUGUAAUCAGAUUUAUAAUCUUAA